AUCUCCAUGGAUGAAGAUCUUCCGUCCAAGCAUUUUCCAGAAGCGCACUUUCCAGAAAUUUCUCAUCCCAAGACAAUUUUACACGAAUGGAACAAAGAUAAGAGUUCCAGCACUGAUCCAGAUAGAUCGCAUGAAAAUCCCUGUCAAGGUGAAAUGUUUCCAGACUAUCACAAAUACAUCUUAGGAAAAGAUGUGCUAUCACAAAAUUUACCGUCAUCCACGUGCAGUCAUAGCAACUGGGAAAACAAUGCCUGUCAGAAAAACACACAUGACACAAACAUUGAAUGUUCUGUGUUGCGAGAUGAAUGUGGUAAUGUCACAUAUCAAAAUGAAAUGCCUUUACUUACACAAAACAAAAGUCUCCUGGAGUCAAGCAUACCUGAGCAGAAGUUUCUGAAAAAGAAGCGAAGGACUAAAACUCAAAAUUGUGUAGAAUGUGACAUACAUUCCCCUGAAAGUGCAGCAGGUGAAGAAAGUUUUCAACAUUUUAUCAACGUAACGGAUAGCAGCAAUUCAGUUAUUGUUAAAAGAGGAAAUUAUGCCGAAGAAAAAGAUAAAGUUUCUCUUGCUUGCAAAAAAACACAAGAUAUUUUUUCACCAAGAAAAAUUCGAACUGCAAACCACAUGAGAAGCAUUGAAAUCCAAAUGAGUCCCAUAAAAAGCAGAAUAGCUGCCUCAUUCGGAGAAGAUUCUGUUGAACAUAAAGAUGAGUCAAUGGAAGUAGAUUUAGAGGAUGGUGUAGGUAGUGAUUUAAAUGACCCAGAAGAGCCUUCAACCGCCGAAGAAGAUUUUGAUAGCCCUCAGGAGGUAAAUCAAUAUUCAGAAAUUGAGGAGUCUACGGCCAUUGGCUCUGACAGUCUUCUCAAUGAAGGAGGAACUGAUGCAGAUGGAAAUUACAGCUCUUCAGCUGGUGAAGAAUGCUCUGAAGGAAUUGGGAAGACAGCAGAUGCAACAAAAUCUUCUGAACAAGGUACUGUUUCAGGUUCAAAUGAAAAUAAACAAGAAGUUGUUGAUAAACAAAAUAAUUUAGAAACUGAAGGAAAUGGAAUUUCAUGUAAUAGAACAGAAAGCUUUUCCUUGAGUGGAGCUGUGUCCGUUAACAAUGAAGAGAAAAGCAGAAGUAUUAACAGUACUAGGAAUGGCAAAGAGGAUAAGAUUGUUACAAAUGAAAAUGAAGCUCUUCCCGUUUCUGAUAGUAACGUAGUUAACCCCAGUGAAAGCUAUGAAAUACAAAAAGAAGAAUAUCGAACAUCAGAGGGAAAUGCUAAAGUGGCUGUGAUAGGUAGCGCUAAUAAUAAAUGUGAGUUUAAUUCAAUUAUUAAUUCUCAAGAAAAUAUUGCGUCUGAGAAUAAUAACAUAUACGCCAGUGACGACAAGGGAAAAUCAGAAGAGACUGAGACUGCAGUAUUUGAAGAAAAAGGAACCCAAAUAAGCGAUGGAGAAAAUUCAUGUGAGCAAUUAAAAAAGGAUAACAACAUUAGGGAUUGUAUUCUUUCUAGUAAAGAGGAUAAAAAUGUUACAAAAUACCUGGAAACCAAUUUUGAGGCCAGUCUAGAUGACAAUGAUGGGAUUGUAAAUGUUGCUUCUGCUGAAUUUGGUGAGAAUAUUGAAGAACCUUACUCUAAAUUCGGUACUCUAGUGAAACGUGAAGAUUUGAGAGACGUUAGAAAACAUUCCGAAGUUUCAGAAAGGGAAUUUUCAGAAGAAAAGCGGGAAAAAAAGCAGUUAGAGUCUGAAAUAUUUUGUUCCAUAAAUGAAGACAAUGUUCAUGAGAGUAGAGCUUAUCCUGAGUCCGAUAUUUCAAGUUUUAAAAAAUCUAAUGAUAUUUUAAAUGAAAAGGAAGAAGUAAUUAGUGAUAUUAGUCCGAAAUUAAAAUGUGAAGUGCGUGCAGAGUUCAGUGAAAAUGUGGAAGAUAUUCGACUAAAUAAUGAAGGAAUGCUUGAUAUCAGUGAUGUUAAUCUGCAGAAGGAAAAUACCCUAAAAUCAAAGGAAGAAGUAGGAAGAAUUUCUAGUCAUUUUAACGAUCUUAACGUAGAGAAUACUUAUACGAACGAAAUCAAACAGUCUUACGACAAAAUGAAAGAUUAUGAGACCAAAAAUACCCCUUUUCAAAUCAGUGAAGAUAGUAAGAACUAUGAGAAGUUCGAAACAUUCGAUAAUUUAUGCACUAGUAUGGGAAGCACAUCUCCAGACUUAAAACAUGAUCUCACAGUUUCUCAUGAGACUGAUGAAGUAACCUUAUCUACCCCAAACGGAGAGAAAAUUAAUCUAAUUGCAGAUGAAGAAAAUAUGCGGAUAGAUGAAAGUGCAGCACCGAAUGACUUAUAUGCAAUAAUUCAAAACAAUGUCCCUGAAACUGACACUGAAGCCAAAGGAAAUGUGUUAAACGUAAUUGCUCAACAAUCAACUAUUAGAAGCUUUUCAAGAAAUGAUGGAGAAGAAAUCCAUAAUCAGCAGCUUCAUAAAGUUGAAAAAUUAAACACAUCUGAUUUAAAAGUAGCUCUAUCUGAUUCUUCUCAUGUAAACGAAAAUAAAAUUAUUGCACAGAAAGAGGCUGCAAUGCUUAAGAUAAAGCCAGAUGCCAGUCCAGAACUAGAUAAUAACUUUUCAUCCCAAAAUGUUAAACUUUCAAUUCAAGAAUACUCAAUUAAUGAAGUGACACAUUCAGAAGAAAGAAAUUCCACUACGAAUGAAUUCAGUAUCAGUUACGUGGAAGGUACAGUGAAUAGACAAAUUCCCAAAAUGCAAGCUAAAGUUAUAAAAUCAGUCAUUCUAGAUUCUGAAUUAUCUGCCAGAAAUCCAAGUUUAUGUUCAUUAGAGAAUUGUACGCAAAAGGAAAAUACAUCCGCUAAAAGUAUCCCGGAUGAAAAGGCUGCUCAAAAUGUUUAUGACACAUCCAAAGUAGUAUCUCCUCGCAAAGGUAUAAAAGUUGAGGAGGAUGAAAUCGAAACAGCAAUAAGCAGCGUACAGUUCUAUGAGGAGAUAAGUGAUAGCAAUGGUAUAAUUGAGCACGAAGUAGAAAUCGAAAUGGUGGGAAAAAACGUUUUUGAAUCUGGAACUAAAAAUGAAUGCAUGCCGCGCACAGAUGAUUUUGAACUUAAAUCCUCAGAAACUGAUGAGCAUAAAGGACAGGACAACAGUGUAUACCCGAAUCUAGAGUCACCUUCUCGAAUUACUGGAGUUGAGAAGAUUGCAAAAAAUAUCUCGAGUCCGAGAAAGCGCAUGAAGAGGCGUAAGCUUCCAAGAUCACGUAGUGCACCUCAUAAAGAUGGAGUUUCUUCUGCUCCUCAAAAGACGCAGGAUUCCAAAGGAGGGAAAGGAAACCAGUCUGAAAAAUUAGCACCUAGAUCGAGUUCUUCGACAACCACGCGGACUCCUUCAACGACAGAGAAAAAAAUUCCUCCAAUUAAAGCCCCUGUUGGUAACGCACCACCGCCAAAAAUAAAGCAAGCAAAAUCAAAAAUUGGAUCGUUAGAUAAUGUAACUCACAAACCUAAAGGAGGAGAAAGAAAGGUGGAAACAGUGAAACUGGAAUGGAACGCUAAACCUAAAGUUGGCUCCUUGGAUUAUGCUACUCAUAAGCCAGGUGGCGGAGAUAAAAAAAUUAUAACUCAGAAAAUUGAUUUUAAAAAUGUUCAGUCUAAGAUUGGAUCUAAGGAUAAUAUAAAGCACAAACCAGGAGGAGGAAAUGUAAAGGUGACUACGGAAAAAUUAGAUUUCAAAUCAAAAGUCACAUCAAAAGUAGGAUCUUUGGAGAAUGCAAAACAUAAGCCAGGAGGAGGUAAUGUCGCAAUUAAAUCCGAAAAACUACACUUCAAAGAAAAGGCCGCACCAAAAAUACAUUCAAGAUCUGGAUCGGAAAGGGGAAGCAGUCACGGUGGCUCAGAAACACAGAGCCCUGUUAUGCCAUCAUCCCCUGCACCACCAGAGGGCAUGCCGCCUUUAUGCGAAGACGAAAAUCCUUCUAGCCAAGAGGAGGAGAAAAAUCAAGGUACUCCAAACGAAACAAAUCGCAUGGAAGGGGAAGUAACUUGCAAUGGAAGCACAGGAGACAAAGGACCUCCUCUCUCACCAGAUGAUUCACCCAUUAGGCCACAAAAAGAUGAAGAUAAGGUUGAAAAUAAUUGUGUCUCUCCUGUGAAAGAAAACGAGACAACAAACGGAGCAGAGGGUAUUCAACCGGAUUGUUGAUAGAAUCUUAACUUGAUAUUCGUGCAUUAACUAACUGCUUUUGUGUACUUUAUUUUCAUCCUUGACUAUGAUAUUUCUGUGAAAAGCUUUCCACAGUUGUUAAUCCGAAUAAUGAGAUGCAAAUAUUAUUCAAUUAUUAAUAUUAACGGAAUGCUUCAAUUCCUAAGAUGUAAAACGUCAUCGUCAAAGCUGUUUUACUGUUUAGCCGCUGUUCAAUAAACUGCAAGAAUUUUUAUGAUACACAAGAUUUCACUGAAUGCAUUUUUCCAGUUUAAAUGUGAGUUCAUGAUACGGAACAACAGCUUUUAAGGUAUUGUUAGAUAAAACUAAAAGAAAAAUUCCCGAGUAGGGAAAUCUGUUAUUUAUUAUUAUUAUUGUUAUUAUUUUGAAUUUUUGCCUUUUAAAAGUGUAAUUAGCCAAAGUUGGUUUUUCAUGAAAGUCACUUUUACAUUUUACAGCAUAAAAUAUACCAAAUUCACGAGCAUUAACUUAAUAUAAAUAAAAAAGAUUCUACUGUCAUUUACGGAA
This is a messenger RNA of Stegodyphus dumicola, 4719 nucleotides long. RefSeq lists its product as uncharacterized. Gene Ontology annotation, molecular function: microtubule binding. Gene Ontology annotation, cellular component: neuron projection. The record is from RefSeq and is a predicted model, not a curated record. Gene Ontology annotation, biological process: neuron projection development; microtubule cytoskeleton organization. Lineage: Eukaryota; Metazoa; Arthropoda; Arachnida; Araneae; Eresidae.